AUGAGCUGGAAGACUACGAAUUUCAUUGGCAACCGGAAAUGGCACUGUGAUAUGGCCUCCUUCCCUACGGAGAUAUGCGAAAUGGGCGAGUACGUCCUAGUAAUUUAG
Messenger RNA from Aspergillus niger, 108 nucleotides. RefSeq lists its product as uncharacterized. The transcript is spliced from 3 exons. Lineage: Eukaryota; Fungi; Ascomycota; Eurotiomycetes; Eurotiales; Aspergillaceae. The record is from RefSeq and is a predicted model, not a curated record. Bases 1 to 108 code for a protein of 35 amino acids.